ACUAUAACUUUUGUUUCACCCCAACAGUUACAUUUUUAAGGCAUUGGAAUAGCCUUUAUUUAUAAAAUGCUAAAUGAAAGUUAAAAAAUUUGACUGACAUAGUUUUUUUGAUUAUACUGGUUAUGAUAAAGAACUAGUAGGUUAAUUAAUUUUAAUUUAACUUGGCUCGCGGGCGGCCGGCCGACAGCGACCAGACAUGGCGCGCAUGUCGCAGAUGGGCGCCGCCAUACAGACGGUGAUGCACCUCAAGGACUGGGCUGGCGCGCGUCGCCGCCGGCAGUCCACCAUCAUCAUGCGGGAGCAGGAGAUGAAGGAGCGCGUCAUGGCGAUGGCCAAGGGCCAGCGGCAGGAGCGGAGGGACCGGCUGACGGUGGAGCACCGCCACGUCAUGAAGGUGGCGGCGCACCACCUGGGGGUCCCGGACGAGGACGUGGAGGAGGGCGUGCUGGACGCGGACACGCACGUCGCCCUGCUGGAGAGCUUCCUGUCGGCCGGCGGCCGCAGCCUGCUGGUGUUCGCCACGGCCCGCCUGGAGACGCUGCCUUCGGACUCUGGCCGGGACCUCCCUGAGUCCUUGGAGGGCCUGCGACGGGUCGUGGUGGUGAGCGGCAACGACAUCAAGGUCAAGGGGCUGACGGUGGCGGUGUUCAGGGUGACCAACGACAAGGACAUCGACAUGAAGCACAUCCUGGAGGACAUCUACUUCAAGUCGGUGGUGCUGGAGGAGGAGGUGACCUGCAUCGCGCUGGUGGAGGUGAUCGCCUCGCUCGUCACCAAGGCCCGGCUGGCGGUCACCACGGACUGGGGGCAGCUCGACCAGUCCACCUCGGGCGUCAAGGCCAAGGAGGAGUUCCUCAACACCUUCCACGACUUCACCGUGUUCCUGGAGGCCACGAAGAAGAACUUGAAGGAAGUGGUGACCUUGGAGUCGUCGGACCUGCUGCUGAGGACGUACCUGACCCGGCCGGACCGGAUCCUGCAGGGGCUGGUCCUGCCGGCCGUCGUGAAGGAGACCGAGGACACGGUCACCAGGUGGCACAACCAGAUCACCUUCGCCCUGCUGCGCACGUCGCGGAUGCGGCGCGACUGGGUGGACGCCGGGCCUGACCGCGAGCUCAGCCACUGGCGGUUCGUGUCGGCCGUGCUGACCUCCAUCGUCGAGCAGAUCAAGAGAACCCCGGUCAAGUACUACAUCCGCUUCCUCAUCGCGUGCAAGUCCAAGCUGUUCCAGAAAUGGAAAGAUCUGGACAACAGAGUGACGAACGCCUACAACGAGGCCCUGGACAACGUCAAGUUCCUGUACUCCCUGGAGACGCUGUACCUGCCGCUGUACGCGUCGGAACCCUCCGUCAUACAGAAGAGCGUCCGCGUGCUGAUGUUCGGGAUCCGCAUGAUGUACACCACCUCGCUGCACUUCAACACCAGGGAGAAGAUCACCAGCCUGUUCACCAAGGUGACGGCUCGCAUGGUGACCACCUGCAGCGCCUACCUCACCAGAGACGGGGACAUCUGGAAACAGGCGAAGCACGACGUCAUCAGGAAGAUCAACGAGUGCAUGGAGCUCUAUAAGACGUACAACGAGUGCUUCGAAGACACCUGCAAAGAGAUGGAGGAAUCUCCACACGAGAAACCUUUCAAUUGCUCCAGAAAAUAUAUCUUCAGAGUUUUCGAAGUCUUCGAUGAACGCUUACUGAAGAUAUCUGAUGUCUUGAGCAUUGUGUUGAACUACUCCCUGCUGGAGACGUGUGCGAUAGAAAACGUGGACAGAUACGCACAGAAGUUCAGCAAGCUGUUCGUGAAGAUAUCGACGAAGCCGUACAACGUCUUGGAGUACUUUGAGCCAGACUUCAACUCGGACUACGACGAGUUCAAGCGCCACGUGUCUGACAUCGAAGUGGAGCUCCAGGCCUUCCUGGCCGAGUGCUUGAAGAACGAGCAGGAAGUCGUGAACGCAUUGGGGCUGCUGCAGAGGUUUGAAAACUUGAACCUGCCUUGCUUCAAAAUUGCUUCGAUGUAUCCGUACAUCGUGGAAGUAUUUGAGAAAGAAAUUGCAAAAUGGCGAGACUUCUAUGACGAACACUGUCCCAAGCCGCACCUCCACAACAUGCCCCCAACGUGCGGGCGGAUCUAUUGGGCUCGAUCCAUAUUCAAAAGGAUCGAUGCACCGAUGACGCUGUUGAAGGCGAAGCCGGGUGUGCUGGAGGCACCUGGGGCGUGGCGCGCCAUCAACAUGUACAACGCGCUGCUCAAGUGUCUCAUCUACUACGAGAUGAGCUUCCACCGCGAGUGGUGCAAGAACGUUCUGACCGUCAGCGAGGACCUCAACGAGCCGGUGCUCGUGAGGACCCACGAGACGCACAGGAUCCACGUGAACUUCAACCCGGCGCUGAAGGAGCUGAUAGUGGAGACGGAGAACAUGUGGGAGCUGGAGAUGGAGGUGCCAGAGGCGGCCAUGAUGAUCGCUCUCCGCAAGGAGCGCAUCUUCCACAUCCACACGCGGCUGCAGGUCGCGCUGGAGCGGGACGCCGCUCUCAGGUCGAGCAUCGACCACCUGUUCCUGCCGCUGCUGCGGCCGCUGCUGUACAAGCUGCAGCGAGCCUUCCAGCCGGGCCUGCAGAUCGUCACCUGGAUGUCGUACAACAUCGUCAAGUUCUGCGACGACGUCGAGAAGGCCCUCACCGAGGCUGAGAUAUUCCUGAAGCAGGCCAACGAUAUUAGAGAAAAUAGGAUCGACAAAGUACGAGAAGCACUAGAAAACGUCAUGAUGGCUUCAAUCCCUUCCAAAGACGAGUUCAUUUCGGCGAGCGAGUUUGCGGACCGCAACAUCAUUCUGAGCAAGAAAGUGGGGCCCGUGAUGGAGACCAUGUCCAUGAGCAUCGAAACGUCCGUCUUGGAACUGAUCGAACACUUCUUGUCGCUCAUCAACUGUCCGGAGAUCCAGGACGAAAUACACCAGUGGAUGCAGGGCGAGUUUGUGGUUCAGGAGAAGGAGGCCCUGCCAGAGAACGCAGCGUUCUACAGUGUCAUGGACGUCUCGGAGCGCGACCUGGCGGCCGUGCAGCAGGACUGCAAGGAGCUGUUCAACCACUACACGGUGGCCGUGCUGGACGCGCUCACCACCGCCACCAAGAACUCCCUGCACGUGCUCAGCUCCCAGACCGACAUCCACCGCCAGGUGCCGUUGGUGCCCAUGUUCACCACGGACUUGGAGCUGGACAUACCCACCAUCGUGCUGAGCCCGUCGCUGGAGCACCUCCAGAAGCUGUUCAACAACGUGUUCGACAACGUGAUGAACGCUCUCACCUACAUCAACAUGUGGGGCCAGCCCCGGUUGCCACUAGACGAUGAUGAUACGAAGCACACACUGAUCAUUUUGAAGAACUAUCACAGGACGGUGACUGAGCAGAACGAAAUAAUAGCCUUGACACACAUGCUGCGGCGAGGCAUUAACCAACUGACCCCACACGUGGGCGACUUGACUCAGGGAUACCUGCAGCGCUUCCAGCACCUGUGGGCGCCAGACCGGGACGAGCAGCUGGCCGCGUUCGUGAACGCCGACCCGCCGCCCAGCCUGUUCGAGAUCAACGAGAAGUACGCGACGUUCGAGAAGUACGCGACCGAGAUACGCGAACUGCCCCCGCACCACGACCUGGGAGCCAUCAGGAUCCUGACAGAAAAGCUCCAGCAGUCCAUGCUGAGCGAGUGUGACAAGUGGCACGUCUCGCUGGGGGACUUGCUCCACCGCCACUACAACGAGAAGCUGAUGAAGUUCCUGGACAAGAUCAGCGCCAAGGCCGGCUUGGUGCAGCGCAAGAUAGCGGACCUGGACGCCGUCCGGAUCCUCAUGGAGUGCCUGCAAGGACUCAACGAGGAGUUCUACGAGAACUGCGAUCUGGUCGACCACUUUGAGGAGAUCUACAACCUCCUGCAGAAGUUUGGGGUCAAAAUACCCUUGGAGGAAGCUGAAAAGGUGGACACUUUGAGGAUGCAGUUAGACAACAUGACCAAACUGGCGAAGACAGCGCUGGACGAGUUGAUGCAGGUGUACAGGCCGUUCAGACAGGACUUGCUGGAAGGGGUGGCCCAGUUCAAAGUGGACCUGACCGACUUCAACACCGACUUUCACGAGAAAGGUCCCAUGGAGGUGGGCAUUCCGGCCCAGGAGGCGAGCGACAGAGUGCUGCUCUUCAAGUCGAGGUUUGAAGAGCUGCAGUCGCGCUACGAGACCUACCACAGCGGGGAGCAGCUGUUCGACAUGGAGGUGCAGGAGUACCCGCUGAUGGAAGAUCGGCGCCGGGAGUUGCGUCUGCUGGGGUGGCUCUACGACCUCUACAACAGCGUCAUGAUCACUGUCAGCGGCUACUUUGAGCUCCUGUGGGCGGAGGUGGAUAUUGAAGCCAUCACUGCGCAGCUGCAGGAGUUCCAGAUGCGGUGCAGGCAGCUGCCGGCGGCCAUGCGCGACUGGCCGGCGUACAUCGACCUGAAGAAGAAGAUCGACGACUUCAACGAGAUGAUGCCGCUGCUGCGGCUGAUGCUGGACAAGUCGAUGAAGGAGCGCCACUGGACCCGGCUGUCGGAGACCAUGGGCUACAACUUCGACGUGGAGCGCGAGACGUUCUCGCUGCGCGACGUCAUGGAGGCGCCGCUGCUCAAGUUCAGCGCCGAGGUGGAGGACGUGUGCAUCGGCGCGGUGCGCGAGAAGGACAUCGAGUACCGGCUGAACGGGGUCAAGUCGGACUGGUCGGCGAUCGACCUGCACUUCGCCCCCUUCAAGAACCGGGGGGAUCUGCUGCUGAAGGGGAUCGAGAUCUCCGAGAUCAUGGGCAGCCUGGAGGAGAGCCUCAUGACCCUGAGCUCGCUGUUCGCCAACAGGUACAACGUCUUCUACAAGAAGGAGAUCCAGAAGUGGAUGAACAUGCUGAGCAGCACCUUCGAGAUCCUGGAGACGUGGAUCCAGGUGCAGAACCUUUGGGUGUACCUGGAGGCGGUGUUCAUGGCCGGCGACAUCGCCAAGCAGCUGCCCAACGAGGCGCGCCGCUUCCAGAUGAUCGACCGCAACUGGGUGGAGCUGAUGCGCCACGCCCGGGAGGUGCGCAACGUGGUGACGUGCUGCGUGGGCGACGAGACCAUGAGCAAGAUGCUGCCGCACCUCCUGCAGCAGCUGGAGGACUGCCAGAAGUCCCUCUCCGGCUACCUCGAGUCCAAGAGGCUCAUAUUCCCCAGGUUUUUCUUCGUCUCGGAUCCUGUCUUGCUGGAGAUCCUGGGCCAGGCAUCAGACUCGCAUGCAAUUCAGCCACACUUGUUGAGUGUCUUCGACAACGUAGCUCGCGCAGAGUUCAGCGAGAACGAAUACGACCGUAUCAUAGCCGUGUUCUCUCGUGAGCACGAGAAGAUCAAUUUGGUAAAGGACGUGAUGUGCACAGGUGGAGUGGAGCUCUGGUUAGGGGAGUUACUCGAGGUGAAGAAACAAUCGAUAGGUGCAAUAAUUGAAGAUGCAGCCCAUUUUUUAUUGGAGCCCGAUUUCCACGUCCUGGAGAUGAUGAAGAAGUACCCAGCCCAAGUGGGCCUCGUGUCCUUGCAAAGUUUGUGGACUCGCGACGCUGAGAAAGCCCUGAGCACCGCCCGCACCAACCGGAACAUCAUGAAACUCACCAACAGGCACUUCCUCAACCUGUUGAACCUGUUCAUCGAGCAGACCGUCAAGGACCUGACGCCCUUCGACCGCACCAAGUACGAGACCAUAGUCACCAUCCACCUCCACCAGAGGGACAUCUUCGACGAGCUGGUCCGGCUCCGCAUCAGGAGCAUCCGCAGCUUCGAGUGGCUGAAGCAGGCGCGCUUCUACUUCGUGGAGGACUCGGAGGAGCUGGUGGUCAGGAUAACGGACGUGGACUUCAUCUACCAGAACGAGUACCUGGGCUGCACGGAGCGGCUGGUCAUCACGCCCCUGACGGAUCGGUGCUACAUCACGCUGGCGCAGGCGCUCGGCAUGUCGAUGGGCGGCGCCCCGGCGGGACCGGCCGGCACAGGCAAGACGGAGACCACCAAGGACAUGGGGAGGGCCCUGGGCAAGUACGUCGUGGUCUUCAACUGCUCCGACCAGAUGGACUUUCGGGGGCUGGGGCGCAUCUUCAAGGGCCUCGCGCAGUCGGGGUCCUGGGGCUGCUUCGACGAGUUCAACCGGAUAAACCUGCCCGUGCUGUCGGUCGCCGCCCAGCAGAUCUCCAUCGUGCUCAUGGCCAAGAAGGAGCGCAAGAAGUCUUUCAUUUUCCUCGACGGCGACAACGUGUCUCUGAACCCCGAGUUCGGGAUCUUCCUGACGAUGAACCCCGGCUAUGCCGGCCGGCAAGAGCUGCCCGAGAACCUCAAAGUGCAGUUCCGCACCGUCGCCAUGAUGGUUCCCGAUCGGCAAAUCAUCAUUCGCGUGAAGUUGGCGAGUUGUGGCUUCAAGGACAACAUCGCUUUGGGCAGGAAAUUCUUUGUUUUGUAUGCGCUUUGUGAGGAACAGCUCAGUAAACAGGUACAUUACGACUUUGGGCUUCGCAACAUCUUGUCGGUCCUGCGAACCCUAGGCGCUCAGAAAAGAGCCAACCCCAAGGAUUCGGAGGAGCAAACCGUGAUGAGGGUCUUGUUCGAGAUGAACCUCUCGAAGCUGGUGGACGAGGACGAGCCGCUGUUCAGGUCGCUGAUCAACGACCUGUUCCCCGGGAUGAAGAUCGGCGUGACCGAGCACGAAGGGCUUCAGGGCUCGGUGGCCAAGGCGAUCAAGCAGAAGGAGCUCGUCAACCACCCCGCGUGGAACCUGAAGAUCGUGCAGUUCUACGAGACGAGCCUGGUGCGGCACGGCCUGAUGGCGCUGGGCCCCACGGGCGCCGGGAAGACCACCAUGAUCCACACGCUCAUGCUCACCAUGACGGACAUGGGCCAGCCGCACAAGGAGAUGAGGAUGAACCCGAAGGCGAUCACGGCGCCGCAGAUGUUCGGGACCCUGGACGUGGCCACCAACGACUGGACGGACGGGAUAUUCUCCACCCUGUGGCGCAGGACCCACAGGAAGAAGAGCAACGAGCACAUCUGGCUGGUGCUGGACGGGCCGGUGGACGCCGUGUGGAUCGAAAACCUCAACUCGGUGCUGGACGACAACCAGACCUUGACGCUGGCGAACGGCGACCGCAUCCCGAUGGCGGCCAACUGCAAGCUGCUGUUCGAGCCGGACAACGUGGACAACGCGUCCCCGGCCACGGUGUCCCGCAUGGGCAUGGUGUUCAUAAGCUCGUCGACGCUGACGUGGCACCCGCUGCUUGAGGGCUGGCUGCUCCACCGGCGGAGCCAGGAGGCCACCGUCCUGCGUCCGCUCUUUGAAAAGAUCUACAGCGACUUGGAGGAAUUCGUCAACGUGCGUCUGACCGCGAAGAUGAACACGCUGGAUGCUAUUUACAUUCGCCAAUGUACGGAUAUUCUGGAAGGAGUCAUCGACGUCUUGAAUGCUCCUACGGUUUUGAGUGACGAACAUCUGCACCGACUGUUUCUGUUCUCGUUGAUGUGGAGUCUGGGUGCACUGCUAGAGUUGGAUGACAGGGAAAAAUGGCAAAAUUUUGUUUUGAAUCAUAAAUCCCAACUUGACUGGCCCAAAAUUGCUGAAAAUGAAUCUAUUUUUGAUUACAUGGUUAACAAGGAGGGGGAGUGGCAACACUGGUCUGAACAUGUACAGAAAUAUUCCUACCCAGUCGAUGAAGUGCCAGAUUAUCUGAGCAUUCUUGUUCCGAACGUGGAUAACGUAAGGAUGGCUUAUCUCAUUAAUGUAAUAACACAGAACAAAAAACCGGUGUUACUCAUUGGUGAGCAAGGUACCGCCAAAACUGUAAUGAUUAAGAGUUGCUUGUUAGGUUAUAAUCCUGAAGAACAGAUAAGUAAAACACUUAAUUUUUCGUCUGCCACAACUCCGAACAUGUUUCAACGAACCAUCGAAAGUUACGUAGAUAGACGUGCUGGCACGACGUACGGUCCACCGGCUGGAAAGAAAAUGACCGUAUUCGUAGACGAUAUAAAUAUGCCUGUUGUUAAUGAGUGGGGUGAUCAAAUCACCAACGAGAUUGUUCGACAACUUAUCGAAACACGUGGCUUCUAUUCUCUGGACAAACCGGGAGACUUUCUCAUAAUUGAAGACAUGCAAUUUGUUGCAGCCAUGAUUCAUCCUGGUGGUGGUAGAAAUGACAUUCCUUCCAGAUUGAAAAGACACUUCAACACUUUCAACUGCACCAUUCCAUCAAACACUUCAGUGGAUUUUAUUUUUAGUUGCAUUGGUGAAGGUUACUUUUGUAAGGAGAGAUUCAAACAAGAAAUAGUUGACUUUGUCCCCAAGCUUGUGCCCUUGACUCGAAUUAUUUGGCAACGAACAAAGGCAAAAAUGUUACCGACACCUGCAAAGUUCCAUUAUGUUUUUAAUCUUCGAGACUUAUCGAGAAUUUGGCAAGGAAUGCUAUUCAUCCAUGAUGAAGAGCUUCCAGACAUCAAAAUGAUGUUGAAAUUGUGGGUACAUGAAUGUACCAGAGUUAUAUCAGACAGGUUUAUUAACUACGAUGAUAGAGAUUGGUUUCGAACAAACAUGUCACACACUGCUGAAGAAGAGCUUGGAGAUGAUUUUGAGCACUAUCCAGAGGAGGAAACUUAUUUUGUUGACUUCCUGCGGGAUCCUCCAGAAGCCACAGGAGAGGAAGAAGAGGCAGUGGCUCUGGAGGCUCCCAAGAUUUACGAAGAAGUACCUAGUUUCGAGUUCCUGAUCUCCGUCUUGCAUACACAGAUGUUUAAUUACAAUGACGCUUUCCGUAUCGGACAGAUGGAUAUGGUAUUUUUCUUUGAUGCCAUCGUUCAUAUUAUAAAAAUAUCUCGUGUCAUGAUGUUGCCACAAGGUCAUGUUUUGCUUGUUGGUGUUGGUGGAUCCGGAAAGCAGUCCUUAACUAGACUUGCUUCAUUCAUCGCUGGCUAUUCAACCCACCAGAUAACACUGUCCAGAUCGUACGGUGAAUCAGAACUACUUGAGGAUUUGAAGGUUGUUUAUAAUGUCGCAGGAAAAUUAGGAAAAGGUAUGACUUUUAUAUUUACAGAUAAUGAGAUAAAAGAUGAGGGUUUCCUUGAAUACAUAAAUAAUAUACUUGGAACAGGAGAAAUUGCAGGCUUAUUUUCACGAGAAGAAUUUGAUGAAAUCGGCUCCACGAUAUCACCAAUCAUGAGAAAGCAACAUCCUCGUCGCGCAGUAACUCCAGAAACAAUUUAUGAAUUUUUCAUCGAGAGAUCUCGUGAAAAUCUUCAUGUCGCUCUGUGUUUCUCUCCAAUAGGUGAAAAAUUUCGGAGCCGUUCUUUAAAAUUUCCUGGCCUCAUCUCGGGCUGCACGAUGGACUGGUUUAUGAAAUGGCCAAAAGAUGCUCUGGUGGCUGUUUCUAGGCAUUUUCUGAAUGAAUUCAACAUAAUUUCCACGCCCGAAGUGAAAAAUGAGUUAAUAGAACUCAUGGGUGAUGUCCAGGAAGAUGUGUCUAAGGUGUGUGAGGAUUAUUUUGAGCGUUUUCGCAGGCAAACGUAUGUCACACCAAAAUCUUUUCUCUCUUUCUUGGAUGGCUACAAGAGAAUCUACUCGGAUCGCCUGGCAAAUAUUUCCAACAGUGCAAUGAGAAUGGACAUGGGUCUGGAGAAGUUGGUGGAAGCGCAGGAAAACGUGGACGAGCUACGGAAAGAGCUGGAAGCAAUGGACAAGGUGAUCAAGGUGGCAGUGGAGGAAACCAGGGUGGUGAUGGAGAGGGUGUCGAUUUCGGCGCAGGCGGCAGAAGCCGUGAAGGCGGCCGUGGAGCGCCAGAUGGAGGAGGCGGAGGCCAUGGUGGUCAAGAUCAACGCGGACAAUGAAGUGGCCACGGCGAUGCUCGCGGACGCGAUGCCAGCCCUGCAAGCGGCGAUAAAGGCCGCGGAUACCAUCAAACCGGUAGACAUCGCUACGGUCAGGAGACUGCCCCGACCGCCCUUCCUUGCCAUGGUCAUCUUGGACGCGGUGCUCAUCUUCUUCCGACGCAAGGUGAACCCGGCGAAGGCCGACUUUGAGCGCGGCUUCAUGGAGCCGUCGUGGGCAGAGUCGCUGAAGCUGCUGGCGGACGCGAGGUUCGUCUUGAACUUGAAGGAGUACAAUGAGCAGUCGAUGAACGACGAGACGGUGGAUUUGCUGCGGCCGUACUUGGACUACGAAGAGUACACGCCGGAGAAGGCCAUGGCCGUCAGCAGCAGCAUCGCCGGCUUGCUGGUGUGGACCCGCGCCAUGGUCGACUACUAUGCCGUGAGCAAGUUCGUGCGUCCCCUGCAGGAGAACGUUGAACGGCAGAAGGCCAUCAAGAAAGAGGCAGAUGAAAGGCUGGCACAAGCCGAGAUGCUGCUAAAAGAGAAACAAGCAGAGAUGGCUUUGGUCCAGGCAGAAUACGACAAAGCUAAAGCCCAAGAGCAGGAGGUGCAGGCCAAGGCCCAGGACUGCCAGGACCGCAUGGACGCGGCGAUGGCCCUGCUGGGGGGCCUGGCCAACGAGCAGACCCGCUGGACGGAGCAGUCCGCCUCGUUCAAGCGCGAGAUCGACUACCUGAUCGGCGACGUGCUGCUGCUGACGGGCUUCCUCUCCUACUCGGGGCCCUACAACCAGACCUUCCGGGAGCACCUGCAGGGCACCUGGUCGCAGCGGGUCCGCGACAAGGGCAUCCCCACGUCGGGCCGGGUCAGCAUCGUCGAGUCGCUGGUGGACAGCGCCACGAUUGGAGAGUGGAACCUACAGGAACUCCCCACCGACGAGCUGUCGAUACAGAACGGGAUCAUAGUGACGAAAGCAUCCCGCUACCCGCUGCUGAUAGACCCGCAAGGCCAGGGCAAGAUGUGGAUCAGAAACAAGGAGAGGGAUUUCGACCUGCAGGUGACGAACCUGCAGCACAAGUACUUCCGCACGCACCUGGAGGACAGCCUGCCGCUGGGGCGUCCCGUGCUCAUCGAGGACGUGGGGGAGGAGCUGGACCCGGUGCUGGACCACUUGCUGGAGAAGCACUUCAUCAAAGUCGGAACCAUGUACAAGGUGAUGAUCGGGGACAAAGAGGUCGACGUUCAUUCGGACUUCCGGCUGUACAUCACCACGAAGCUGGCGAACCCCACCUACACCCCGGAAGUGUUUGCCCGGACCUCGAUCAUCGACUUCACGGUGACCAUACGGGGCCUGGAGGACCAGCUGCUGGGGCGGGUGAUCCUGGCCGAGAAGCGGGAGCUGGAGGCGGAGCGCACGGCGCUCAUCUCCGGCAUCACGGCCAACAAGCGCCAGAUGAAGCAGCUCGAGGACGCUCUGCUCCACAAGCUCACGACCGUCGAGGGCUCGCUGCUGGAGGACAAGUCGGUGAUCAACGUGCUCAACGUCACCAAGAACACGGCGCUGGACGUGCAGCAGAAGCUGAAGGUGGCCGCCACCACGGAGGUGCAGAUCAACACGGCGCGGGAGGAGUUCCGGCCCGUCGCCACCCGGGGCAGCGUCAUCUACUUCGUCAUCGUCGAGAUGGCCAUGGUGAACUCCAUGUACCAGACGUCCCUCACGCAGUUCCUGGAGCGGUUCGACCUGUCCUUGGAGCGGUCGGAGAAGACCAUCAUCACCCAGACCAGGAUACGCAACAUCAUAGAGUACAUGACAUUCGAGGUGUUCCGCUACAAGUGCCAGGGCCUGUACGAGGAGCACAAGUACCUGUUCACCCUGCUGAUGACCUUGAAGGUGGACAUGCAGAGGAACCACAUCACUCACGACGAGUUCCAGUACUUGCUCAUCGGCGGGGCAGCUCUCGACCUGGCUACCUCGCCUCCCAAGCCAUUCCGCUGGAUCUCGGACGUCAUCUGGCUCAACCUGCUGCAGCUGCAGACCUUCUCCAGCUUUGAGAACAUUGUCGACCAGCUGACGAAGGGGGAGAAGACCUGGCGGGCGUGGUACGACAAGGAGGCCCCGGAGGAAGCCGUGUUCCCCGACGGGUACAGCUCCUCGGUGGACGUGUUCCGCCAGCUGAUGCUGAUCCGUGCUUGGAGCACGGACCGCAUCCUCUUCCAGGCGCGCAAGUACGUGGCCGCGUCGCUGGGGCCGCGCUACAACCUGCCCGUCAUCACGGACUACGACCGCAUGGUGGCGGAGAGCCGGCCGGCGGCGCCCAUGAUCGGCUUCCUCAGCAUGGGCAGCGACCCCACCCAGAACAUCAUGGACAUGGCCAAGCGCUCGGAGGUCAAGUGCUCGGCCAUCUCCAUGGGCCAGGGGCAGGAGGUGCACUCGCGGAAGCUGCUGUCCUUCUGCAUGCUCGAGGGAGGCUGGGUGCUGCUGCAGAACGCUCACCUCGGGCUCGAGUACAUGGAUGAGCUGUUCGUCGUGCUCACCGAGACGGAGAAACUGCACCCGGACCUGCGCGUGUGGAUCACCACCGAGCCCCACCCCGCCUUCUCCAUCUCCCUGCUGCAGAUCUGCACCAAGUUCACCAACGACCCCCCUCAAGGCAUGCGCGCCGGGCUGAGGCGCACCUACGGCUCCAUGACGGACAACUUCCUGGAGUACAGCUCCCUGCCCGAGUACCUGCCGCUGGUGUACACCACGUCCUUCCUGCACAGCGUGGUGCAGGAGCGGCGCAAGUUCGGCCCGCUCGGCUGGAACAUCCCCUACGAGUUCAACAGCUCCGACUGGCUGGCCUCGUGCCUCUUCAUCCAGAACCACCUGGACGACAUGGGCAAGGUCGGCAUCAGCUGGACCACCGUCAGAUACAUGCUGGGCGAAGUGCAGUACGGCGGCAGAGUGACAGAUGACUUUGACAAGCGUCUGCUGGUGACUUUCGCCAAGAAUUGGUACAAUGACGACUUGUUCGGAGAGAAGUUCGAGUUUUACGACGGCUACAAAAUCUUGGUUCACAAAACUGUUGAGGAAUACCUGCAAGGUAUCGACCAACUGCCAGACAUUGACCCACCUCAAGUGUACGGCCUUCAUCCCAACGCAGACAUCACCUACCAGAGCAACACGACCAAAGCCAUCUUGGACAAGAUCCUGUCGGUCCAGCCGCGGGAGUCUGCAUCGGGGACCGGCGAGACUCGGGAGUCCGUCGUGAACCGACAAGCCGAAGAAAUGCUGUCGAAGCUGCCGUCGCUCUACGAUCCUUUCGCAGUGCGAGAAAGGUUGCGGAUCAUGAACCACCUCCUGCCCAUGAACAUCUUCCUGAAGCAGGAGAUAGAACGCAUGGACCGAGUCAUCAGGCUGGUGGGGAAGACCCUCCGGGACUUGAUCCUCGCCAUCGAGGGCACCAUCAUCAUGAGCGAGCAACUGAGAGACGCCCUGGACAACAUCUUCAACGCCCGCGUGCCGAGCCUCUGGCAGAGGGUCUCGUGGGCGUCCUCCACCAUCGGCUUCUGGUACACCGAGCUGCUCAACCGCAACACCCAGUUCUCCACCUGGAUCUUCGGGGGCCGGCCGAAGGUCUUCUGGAUGACCGGGUUCUUCAACCCUCAAGGCUUCCUGACCGCGAUGAGGCAAGAGAUGGCCAGAGCAAGCGGCUGGUCGCUGGACACCGUCACGCUCCAGAACAAGAUCACGAAACUCGCCCGGGAGGAAGUCAGGAGCCUGCCGAAGGUUGGGGUUUACGUCUAUGGUCUCUUCUUGGACGGGGCCGCGUGGGACAAGAAGAAAGACCACCUCAUUGAGUCCACGCCGAAGAUCCUGUUCGUUGCGCUGCCCAUCAUCAACAUAUACGCCAUCAGCAGCAUCAUGCCGCCGGACCCCAAUCUAUACGUGUGUCCCGUGUACAAGAAGCCGAGGCGGACGGACCUGACCUACAUCACCAAACUGUUCCUCCCGACGGAGAAGUCUCCCGACCACUGGAUCAUGCGAGGAGUGGCGAUCUUGUGCGACACCAAGUGACCGGUCCGUCGCAGGUCAGAGUGAUGAACAGCCAACCAAGGAGCUUCGUUAAGUGGCAAGAGCUUUAUCCGGGACAACAGAAGAAUUUUGGCACAGUCAGAAAAGGCUGAAAUCUGUUUUUGUUAUACUUGUGUCUACUAUAUCUGUGAUAUUCAAAAUAAAGUAAAAUUUUUGUAUGUG
Messenger RNA from Bacillus rossius redtenbacheri, 14113 nucleotides. RefSeq names its product dynein axonemal heavy chain 8-like. Lineage: Eukaryota; Metazoa; Arthropoda; Insecta; Phasmatodea; Bacillidae. Gene Ontology annotation, molecular function: dynein intermediate chain binding; minus-end-directed microtubule motor activity; ATP binding. Gene Ontology annotation, biological process: microtubule-based movement. The record is from RefSeq and is a predicted model, not a curated record. The coding region runs from base 197 to 13933 and encodes 4578 amino acids. Gene Ontology annotation, cellular component: axonemal dynein complex. The transcript is spliced from 42 exons.